Messenger RNA from Ictalurus punctatus (channel catfish), 3845 nucleotides. Its product is annotated as Y+L amino acid transporter 2-like. Gene Ontology annotation, cellular component: membrane. The record is from RefSeq and is a predicted model, not a curated record. The transcript is spliced from 10 exons. Gene Ontology annotation, biological process: amino acid transmembrane transport. Gene Ontology annotation, molecular function: basic amino acid transmembrane transporter activity; L-amino acid transmembrane transporter activity. The coding region runs from base 373 to 1845 and encodes 490 amino acids. Lineage: Eukaryota; Metazoa; Chordata; Actinopteri; Siluriformes; Ictaluridae.
GCGUGACGUAUAUGGCGGAAAGCCUUGUUUCAUCAUCUGUAAGCCUCUCCCUCUCUUACAGUGUGUCCGCGUUACUACAUCCUGUGUGGAGUUUCAGAAAACGAAGCGUGGAUUAAUUUUUUUUUAACCUCGGGGUAUUUCUCUUGAAGAUUUGACCCAAUGACAACAGAUGAUGAGCCAUAAAUGAAACUCAAGAAAUCCUGAUUUUUGUCGUCUGGCACCACCCCAUCUGGCACCACCCCAUCUGGCACCACCCCAUCUGGCACCACCCCAUCUGGCACCACCCCAUCUGGCACCACCCCCUCAACUUUUUUCCCCUCUCUGUCCUUUUCUGCUUCUCUGUCCUUCACAAAUUGUCUUCAGAGUGAAGUCAUGGCUAACGCAGUGGACACCGGUUCCACCAACUCCAUGCGUCUGAAGCAGGAGAUCUCGCUGUUACAUGGAGUCUGUCUAAUUGUGGGCAAUAUGAUUGGCUCGGGCAUUUUCGUAUCGCCAAAGGGUGUGCUGCAGUACACAGGCUCCUUCGGCUUAUCGCUGGUGGUGUGGGCUAUCGGUGGCAUCUUCUCUGUGUUUGGUGCCCUCUGUUAUGCUGAACUCGGAACCACGAUCCGUAAGUCAGGUGCCAGCUAUUCCUACAUCCUCGAGGCCUUCGGCAGCUUCCUGGCGUUUAUUCGCCUGUGGACUUCACUGCUAAUCGUGGAGCCGGCAUGCCAGGCAGUCAUCGCUCUAACUUUCUCCAACUACCUGGUGCAGCCGUUCUACCCAACCUGCACAGCUCCAUAUUAUGCUGUGCGUCUCAUCGCAGCUCUUAUCAUUGCUCUGCUGACCUUUGUGAACUGUAUGAAGGUGAAGUGGGGGGCCAUCCUGCAGGUCAUCUCUACUUUUGCAAAAGUGCUGGCUCUCAUCAUUAUCAUCAUUGCUGGUUUGGUCGUCCUGGCCCAAGGUAAGAUAAAGAACUUUGAAGACUCAUUUAAGGACUCUAAACUGAAUCCUGGAGACAUGGCGUUGGCUCUGUAUGCUGCUCUGUAUUCAUACUCUGGCUGGGACACUCUAAACUAUAUUACCGAGGAGAUCAAAAACCCAGAGAGAAACCUGCCACUGUCUAUAGCCAUCUCCAUGCCCGUUGUCACGGUUAUCUACCUCCUUACCAAUGUGGCCUAUUACGCAGUCAUGGAUGCAGACACCGUGCUGCAGAGUGAAGCAGUGGCUGUGACGUUUGCUGACAGUGUUCUUGGCUAUGCACGCUGGCUGAUCCCCCUGUCUGUGGCCAUCUCCUGCUAUGGCGGUCUCAACUCCUCCAUCAUUGCUGCCUCCAGGUUGUUCUUCGUAGGAUCUCGGGAGGGUCAUUUGCCCAACGUUCUGUCCAUGAUACAUGUGAAGCGCUACACACCAAUCCCAGCCUUGCUGUUCAACGGUGGCAUGAGCCUGCUUUACCUGUUGGUUCGAGAUGUAUUCCAGCUCAUUAAUUAUUUUAGCUUUAAUUACUGGCUGUUCAUUGGCCUGUCCAUUGCCAGUCAGAUCUACCUGCGCAUAAAGGCUCCUGAGAUGCCUCGUCCUGUAAAGCUCAGCCUGUUCUUCCCCAUAGUGUACUGCAUGUGUAGCGUGUUUCUGGUGGUGGUGCCACUCUACAGUGACACUAUAAACUCUCUGGUGGGCAUUGCGGUGGCUCUCUCCGGCGCUCCAGUCUACUACCUCUUCAUGUACUUGCCUCCCAGCUCCAGACCUGCCUUCUUAAGCAGAAUGUUUGAUAAGAUCUCACUGUUCACCCAGAAGUUGUGUUACUGCUGUAUAGCAGAUCCAGGCCUUGACCUCGACAGUCUAACUGAAGAGGGCAAAUCGAAAUGACCAUGAACUGAAAAUUCUGCUCCAGCCAAAUCUUGGAACCAGGAUUUGGGGAAUUGUAAUCAGACUGGCGUUUUUUUUUUUUUUUCUUUCUUUCUUUUUUUUUUUUUUUUUUUAUAUAAAUAUGCUUAUUUGUAUUUAAUAUAUACAUUUUUAUUUUUAUUUUUUUUUACAAGUUUUUAGUUUAGCUGUGUCAUUUGUGAUUUUUGACGGUUUGCUACAGUGAUCAGAGAGAGGCCUGAAAAAAUCUAGGUGAACUUUUCCCUGUGUGUAUUUGCGAGCCUUUGUCUUUUGAGCCAGUAGGAAGUAAGUGGGCAGGAUUGUGGUCUCUCUCAUCAGUAAAAAAUGGAGCUGUUUAAUUAAAGCAGAUUUUUCUUUACUGUUUGUAUACAGUUGCUUGGCACACAUUGACAGAGAAUAGCUUUAGUCAAUUUAGUCAAUUGUCUUUUCACAGACAUAGGAUUUUUGUGGAAAUUCUAUUUUUGAUGUCUAGGAUUUGUUCUUAAUAAUAAUGAUGGUGUGUUUGUGUGUGUUUUUUUUUUUUUUUUUUUUUUUUUUUUUUAAUAAUGUAGUCUUUGAUAUAAUAUGUGCUAGCCUUGGAAAAAUAUUGGCACAAGUAAAUGAAGGGUUAUAUUUGUUUGAUGGCUAGACUAGAUAGGGCCUUUUCCCCCCUUACACUGAGUUUUGUAUAUCCAGGCAACAAUCAUACAUUCAUUGGUGUUUUUCGUUUGUUUGUUCAUUUUUCACUGUGGCCUUAUAGGCUUCUAUAGAUUAUGGCCUUUGACAUGGAGCUUUUUCCAAUAUUUGCCAAAUUUGAUUCUAUUAUAUAUUUUAUUUAUGCUUUUUUUUUUUUUGUCUAGAUUACAUGGAUUAUUGCAUUUCAUGCACUGUGACCUUUGAAUAGAGAGACAACCUAUGCAUGAAAUGGAUAAUUGCUUAUUUCUGUAGCAUUUUAGUAAGAAUAGUCCCUCCAGUCCUUAUUGUUUACAUUAGAAACGUCUUGAGAUUCAGUUUUAGAGAUUCAGGCAGUUUCACGCUGAACUCUUUUCACACUGUGUCUGUGGGGAAAGGGUACAGUAAUAGUUUUCAUGCACUGCUUUCUAAGAAAGGGGCAGAGCCCAUCUGUUCUAGCUCAGGGCAGAGUUUACGUCCAGUCCGGAAAAAUGCACACAGAUACCUGAAGUGAAGAAACUAUAAAUAUCAGAUGCAAUAUUUCAAAUCAUAGAUUUUGUAGGUAACUGUAACCUGUUAUGAUUAUUAUAUGUCAAUCACUUUAUGGUACAAGGACACAUUAAUAGCUCUUUUAGUGCUGGAUUUCAGGACACAGCAGUCUAGACUCAGGCUAAAUUACAAGCUGUUUUAUUGUGCGCACUCCAAUUUCUUUUGUACUUAGCCAAAGCUUAAGAUUACGGUCCUGUUCCUAAAGAACAUUUUUCAUUACAACGCGUCUAUUUCAGAUUAUAAUAGGAUUUAGGAUCAUGUGAUUAUCAAAUCUGGGUGUUUUUCUUGUAUGUUGUAUUCUGCAUUCACACUUGAACCAAAAAAAAAGUUGUUGAUUUUAGAUGUUCUGUGAAAUGUUACUGCUUUGCUUUGUCUUUCACCCAAAUUCUCAGCACCGACUUCUGCAAACCAGCAAAUUUAAUUUGAUCUUAAUUUGAACACUUUAGGCAUAUGUCAUUUACAGAGAAAUUUUGGGAGAUGUCCUGUUUCCACACCCGAGUACUGUAAUAUUAUCACAUGUACCUUAUUCACAUAUGAAUAUUUUUGUGAUGUUUAUACAUUGUUAGUCUGUAUAUGUAUAUUGUAUCCAUGUAUAACAUAUUUCUGCUUUGUCUAGGCUACAUUUGUCUCUGGGUAACUUUCUAUAUGAACAUUUAUUGUGAGUGUGUGUGAUUAUCUUACCAGUCUUACCUGUUCUGCCAUAUGCUGGUCUUGUUCAUAAGAAUUUUGCUUCUAUGCAUUUUUAAAAAAAAUAUAUUAUUAUUAUAUUAUUAUUAACAUUU